Monopterus albus (swamp eel) is the source of this 5453-nucleotide messenger RNA. RefSeq names its product KN motif and ankyrin repeat domains 1a (gene kank1a). NCBI's taxonomy places the organism in Eukaryota, Metazoa, Chordata, Actinopteri, Synbranchiformes, Synbranchidae. The transcript is spliced from 12 exons. The record is from RefSeq and is a predicted model, not a curated record. Gene Ontology annotation, cellular component: cytoskeleton; cytoplasm. Gene Ontology annotation, biological process: negative regulation of actin filament polymerization. Gene Ontology annotation, molecular function: protein binding. Bases 389 to 4360 code for a protein of 1323 amino acids.
CUACACCUGUGGCACUGACUAACCUCCAUAUCAACCCGGAGCGGACUGAGGAGCUCGCCUGGGCACGCACUGCGCAUGCCCAUGGGAUUAACUUGCUGAAGCGGACAAGUACAAAGAGGCCGCUGGUAACAGUGUGCACGGGAUCGAAGUGUAACCUUGUAGGGGUUUGUGUGAAGUUUUUACAUGAUCCGGACUGUUAAACCUCGAAUAAUCUGAUUCCCAGGACACUCAGAUGAGUUAACCGAGAGGAGGAGUUGCAUUCAAGUCCCAGACGAGCCUGGCAGGCUCCUGGCUUCGGUUUGCAGGUUGCAUGGUAAUCUGGGUUUGAUGCAUGGCAGUUGCAUGACCGCAGUAGGUCUCGUGGAACAGAGAGCACACAGCUGCAGCCAUGGCUGAAACCAUGCACGUGAAUGGCAAUGCCCCAGAAAGAGGACAAAGAUGCCCGAGCACACAAGAUGACAAGGACUCCGCGGCCCCCUAUUAUGUUGAGACGCCCUACGGUUAUCAGUUAGACCUGGACUUCCUCAAAUAUGUCGAUGACAUUGAGAGGGGCAACACCAUCAAGAAGCUGAGUAUCCAGAGGAAGCCCAAAGUGACCAAACCCUUGGCAGGGCCUCGGGGCAGCACUCAGGCUGAAUGGACCUCUACAGACUCUCUGUCCUCCUCCAACAGCGAUGACAAGCAGUCCCCGGUCUUCUUCACCUCCAAGCCCCCAGUUGCUGCGCCGCUGACCCCCACGCUCUCCAGGGCAGCCUGUGAAGUCCCCUUGCAACAAUCCUACUGGAGCAUCACAGAGCAGAAACGGCUUCUGCCACCUCCUUCACCCAGGUUGGCCACUCGUCACAACCCCCAAGUGGAGAAGACCCUCAUGGAGACCCGUCGUCGGCUCGAACAGGAGCGUCUGCUCAUGCAGCGUCUCGCCAGCUUUGGUGGCAUGGGCUCAAACAGCUCCCUGUCCUCGUACUCGGGCUCCAUGGCCCCAAGCCAGAUCUCUCCCAGCUCCCUUCAGCCUCUGCCAAUCAAUGGUCACCUCCCCAAUGGAGAGUAUAACCCUUACUACCCACCAUCCAUGGGAGGCUCCAUCCGUCACAGCCCCAUGAGCUCUGGCAUGGCCACACCUGUGACUAACGUCAGCCCGUUACACCUCCAGCAUAUCCGGGAGCAGAUGGUGAUAGCCCUCAAGAGACUGAAAGAGCUGGAGGAACAGGUGAAAACCAUUCCUGUCUUACAGGUUAAGAUUGCAGUUCUACAGGAAGAGAAAAGACAACUGGCUGGUCAGACCCGAAGUCAAGGUCCUGGUGGUUUCCGAAAGCGCUCCUACAGUGUAGGCAGUGCUGAUCAAAUGGAGAAUCCAGGCCCCCUCCAGAAGGAACCAGAGCUGCACAUUAUGGAGCCUGAAGCCCAGGAACGGAAUGCUCAGCGGCUGGAGGAGUUCAGGCGUCUGGCUGCUGAGGUCCAAGCUCUGGAGAGGACCACCUUGGAUAAUAGUACACCUGAAACUCAGCCUCUCAGCCUCACCCAAAACCAAGCCCACCAGAAAUCCAUUGGCAUACUUACUGAUGAAAACAUGAACAACCUUCCUGUCACUCAGAGGAAGCUGACUAAUGAACGUUGUUUCCGGGAUACAGGAGUAUCGACGGAGCGUCAGGUAAUGCAUACCGCUGCGGUUGGCGUGACUGAGGCAAUGCUGGGCAUGACAAGUGAAGCCGAGAGAGAGAUUGAGCUCCAGCAGCAGACCAUCGAAGCACUGAAGGAGAAGAUCUACCGUCUGGAGGUGCAGCUGAAAGAGACCACUCAUCAGAUGGAGAUGGGAAAGCUAAAACUGGAGCUCCAAGCAGCCGGUGGGUCAACCAAGAAAAAAGCAGACAAAGGUUUGAUGGCCAGGCCUGAGAUGUACAAUGCCUGUGUGGAGGCCAGAGUCCAGAUGUGCAGUCAGGGAGUGGGUGACCAUCUGGAGUUCAGCCAUGUUAGGACAGCUAAAACUGUACAAACCCAUAGUGUCGGUGUGACCUGUCAGCCCAGUGUACAGAGCACUGCCACAGGCCCAGAGAUCCCUGUGGACAGGUGGGUGGUGCAUGAGCGUGUGGAGCUGAGGGACCAGUGCGUGGGGAGGUGGGUGGAGAUGUGCCAUCAGCAGGUGGGGGUGGAGCUGAAUGUAUGUGAGGUGGGAGUUAACACAGAGGAAUCAAUGGACAGCUUGGCUCUCUGCAAACCCAUGACAGAGCUGAGCAAACAGUCCAGAUCAGUUGGCUGUGGAGAUGGUUCAGUCAAUGUAAUUGUGAGUCCCAUCAAGACGCUGGUGUCGCAAGGAACUGAGCCCGAGUCCGUCAACAAGGUGGACUCUAGUGUCAUGGCUGCUCCUGAGUCAGCAAUUAAACAGACCAAUACUGAGACAGAAGUUGUACACAAGUCCACUAACACUAAAACAGCUGUCCUCAUGGACGCAUUCACUGACAUGGUGUGGAAUACUUGUGACAAGCACACCAACACAGCUGUGACUGAAAUGAGGACAGUCGCUGCUGGGGAAGGACUCGUCAAAGACAUUCACUCAACAGCAAAGAUGCGUUCGAUUGCCAUUGGAACCACCACAGACAUGGAGUCAUUACUGUCCAAAUCCUGCUCAACUAAAACUAAAGAAUGCGGGGUGGGUCCAGUUAACAUUCAUGAGAAUUUCUUGGUUGGAUUGAAGACCCGAACCAUCGCAUGUGGCCCCUCCCAGCCAACUGUAUCUGUUGCAAACAGCAAGGAGACUGUGGAGGUUAACACAGAGCCUGUGCCGCUGCAAGCUCAGGCCCAGGGAGGCGUCGGACUGGACCAUUACAUCGAGAGGGUUCAGAAGCUGCUGCAGGAGCAACAGAUGCUGCUAGCUCAGAACUACAGUGAGCUGGCAGAAGCUUUUGGUCAGCCCCAGUCCCAGUUCGGAUCCAUCAACAGUCAGCUGGUUAGCACGCUCUCAUCCAUCAAUUCAGUCAUGAAGUAUGGAAGUGCUGAGGACAUCGUCAAGCUGCAGUCAGACUCUGUGGGCUCAGACAGAGUGAGCAGUCAGCAGCUGUGCUCCCACUCUCUGUCUGGUCGGUCCGAGCGCUCACAGAUGGAGAAGACUUCAUCAGGCCUCACUCCAACAGAUCAACCUGCCAGCACACCCACGCAGCCGCAGCAGCUCAGUGGGGCCGAGCAGAAGAGUCGUAUGGACCUGCAGAUGUCUACAGCACUACAUGGGCAGCCGUGCAGCCAGAGCAGCCUGAAAUCUAUCAUGAAGAAAAAGGAUGGUCGAGUUGAAUCAAGUAGCACCAAGAAGAACCUGCAGUUUGUCGGGGUGAACGGAGGGUACGAGACUACAUCAAGUGACGACUCCAGCUCAGAGGAGAGCAGCUCCUCUGGGUCGGAUGAAGAGGAGGACGAUGAAGAGAAGCAGUAUGGAGGAGAGAAGAGGUGCAAGAAUGUGGAGGGAGAGAGCACCAGGGAGGAGUUUCAGCCCGAGGGAGCCGAGGAUGUAGAGAAGAAGGACGAUGAGGAGAGAAUGAAGAUGCAGCAGGACAGAGACAGGUAUGAGCUCAGUGAGAAGAUGCUGGCUGCCUGCACCGUUCUCAGAACUCACCUCAGUGACCCAAAGGCUGUGAGCAAUAAAGACCUGAGACCCUGUCUUAACACAGUGCAGCAUGAGUGGUUUCGUGUGUCCAGCCAGAAGGCGGCGGUGGCAGCCAUGGUUGAGGAUUACUUGGAGGCCUUUGGGGCCAUCUCGCCGGCCGUGCUCCGCCAUGUCGUCAACAUGGCCGACGGCAACGGCAACACGGCGCUGCACUACAGUGUGUCGCACUCCAACUUCCAGGUGGUGAAGAAGCUGCUGGAUGCAGAUGUGUGUAACGUGAACCAGCAGAACAAGGCGGGAUACACACCCAUCAUGCUUGCCGCGCUGGCUGCUGUGGAGACCCCAAAGGACAUGCAUAUUGUGGAAGAGCUCUUCAGCAAAGGCGACGUCAACGCUCGAGCCAGCCAGGCUGGUCAGACAGGGCUGAUGCUGGCGGUCAGUCACGGCAGGAUGGACAUGGUUCAGGCCCUGCUGGCUCACGGGGCCGACGUCAACAUCCAGGAUGACGAGGGCUCCACAGCGCUGAUGUGCGCCAGCGAACAUGGCCAUGUGGAGAUCGUUAAACUGCUGCUGGCUCAGCCUGGCUGUGACGCCACACUCAGCGACAGCGAUGAGAGUAAUGCCUUGUCCAUAGCUCUGGAAGCAGGACACAAGGACAUUGCAGUGUUGCUCUAUGCGCAUAUGAACUUCUCCAAAGCCCAGCCACCGGGAACACCUCGACUUGGCAGGAAGACGUCGCCCAGUCCCACUCGGAGGGGCAUGUUUGAUUAGAGGCCCCGCCUCUGUCCACGGACACUACGCUGCUAUUGGAUCACACUGAAUGGUGCCUUAGCCUCAGCUGGAAGGGGGGGGCUUGAUCCCAAGCACCAACUAACUAAUCAGCCAACCAACCAAUGAGAUUUCUGGAAAAAGUUUUGGAUUUAUGUGCACGUUUGCCUCUGUGACGAGCCCAAAGUGCCCUUGAGUUUCAGGCUGAAUGUAACCAGCGGCUGAAAUGUCUCAAAUAAUCAGCAAACUACUGAGUUCAGAUGAACACAGACACAAAUUCAACUACAAAAUGCCAUUUUGUUCCUAUAGUUGUUUAAGGAUUUCCUUUUUGUUUUAAAAUUUGACCUUUUUUUUUUUAUUUCUACAGCUCAAUGUUGAUCAUUAAGGAGCACCAAAACAUCUUAAAUUUAGAUUUUUACCUUUUUUUUUUUUUUUGAGAACACCAGAUUAGACGGGUGGAGAACUGCUCGCCGCGACACCCCGGUGUCACAUAUGUGCACCCAGCUCUACAGUAUGUGGAUGAAUGUGUUGGUGAAUAGAUGACAUCUAGACUGGAGAAAUUCUGCUUUUAUACAAAUCCUGCUUAUCUAUUUAAAAAGAAGAAUCACAGUAUUUUGAAUAUUUCCUAUUACUACCUAAUCCAUGAAGCUAUAUAUAUUUAUCAAAGUAUAGUUUUUAAUGCAGAUAUGUGUAUUUCAUUGUACAUAGUGGUCGUUAGUUUAGUUUAUUCUCCUGUUUGCCUCCAUGUCCAGCUUCUUUCGCUCCGUGUCUCAUAUGCAAGAUAAGCAGUCUUUCCUCCUGUAGUAUUCAUCAAGGUACUGACUUUCAUCUUGAAAUGAGAAUUGAAGUGCCUGACACUUUGCCAUGUAACAAUAAACCUGAUUAAAGAUUAUAGAUCAGUCUGUUCUCUAUCGGUGACCCACAGACCUUAAAUGUUACCAUUUAAUGGGAAUUGAACUGCACUGAGGACAGUGGUGGAAAGGAAGUAUGUUUACUUUUGCACACACACUUAAUUUUGAAGUACUUGCACUUGAGUAUUAUUUUAAGCUACUUUGAACUUCCACUCCAAUAAACUUCAGAGGGAAAUAUUUUACUG